Molecule: messenger RNA, 1183 nt
Organism: Dromiciops gliroides (monito del monte)
Lineage: Eukaryota; Metazoa; Chordata; Mammalia; Microbiotheria; Microbiotheriidae
Gene: ATG3
Product: autophagy related 3
Exons: 12
Coding region: 62-1003 (313 amino acids)
Biological process (GO): autophagosome assembly; nucleophagy; autophagy of mitochondrion
Cellular component (GO): cytoplasmic ubiquitin ligase complex; cytosol
Molecular function (GO): Atg8-family ligase activity
Source: RefSeq, a predicted model, not a curated record
CCCCGAGCUCCCGGAGCCCAGCGCACGGCCCGCACCCCGCGCCGUCGGCCCCGGCCCCGGGAUGCAGAACGUGAUUAACACGGUGAAAGGGAAGGCGCUGGAAGUGGCCGAGUACCUGACCCCCGUGCUUAAGGAAUCAAAAUUUAAGGAAACAGGUGUGAUCACCCCAGAAGAAUUUGUUGCAGCUGGAGACCAUUUAGUGCAUCACUGUCCAACAUGGCAAUGGGCUUCAGGGGAAGAAUUGAAAGUCAAGGCAUACCUACCAACUGGCAAACAGUUUUUGGUAACUAAAAAUGUGCCUUGCUACAAGCGAUGCAAACAAAUGGAAUAUUCAGAUGAAUUGGAAGCUAUAAUUGAAGAAGACGAUGGUGAUGGGGGAUGGGUAGAUACAUAUCACAACUCAGGUAUUACAGGAGUGACAGAAGUAGUUAAGGAGAUUACCCUGGAAAGCAAGGAUAGUAUAAAACGAGACUGCUCAGCUUUAUGUGAUGAGGAAGAAGAGGAAGAUGAGGGAGAAGCAGCAGAUAUGGAAGAAUAUGAAGAGAGUGGACUCUUGGAGACAGAUGAGGCUACUCUGGACACAAGGAAAAUAGUAGAAGCUAACAAAGCUAAAAAUGAUGCUGGAAAUGAAGAUGCUAUUUUACAAACCAGAACUUAUGAUCUUUAUAUCACAUAUGACAAAUAUUAUCAGACUCCAAGACUCUGGUUAUUUGGUUAUGAUGAGCAACGGCAACCUUUAACAGUAGAGCAUAUGUAUGAAGACAUCAGUCAAGAUCAUGUGAAGAAAACAGUGACCAUCGAAAAUCACCCUCAUCUUCCACCACCUCCCAUGUGUUCAGUUCACCCAUGCAGACAUGCUGAGGUGAUGAAAAAAAUCAUCGAGACAGUCGCAGAAGGUGGAGGAGAGCUUGGUGUUCAUAUGUAUCUUCUCAUUUUCCUGAAAUUUGUACAAGCUGUCAUUCCAACAAUAGAAUAUGACUACACAAGACACUUCACAAUGUAAUAAAGAGAUAAUAAAUUCUAUGCUAAUUAUUGAUUCUAAUUUUAAAAGAUUUAACCUAUAGAUGUGACCAUACUCACCAAUGAAUACAAUUUCUGUAAUAAAGGGACUUAUGUUUAUUCAUUAAACAACAAAAAAAGAUGUUCCAUUACCAGCCUUGUUUAAUAAAAACCUGUGUGCAAA